AUGUCAAUCCCUCCGUCUUCAGCUUCUUCUUCCUCUUCUUCAUCUUCAACGUCUCAGUACACAUACGCGUCAAAUUCGUACUAUUCUGCGCCCUACCAGCCUCCACAGACCUACGCGACGCCCUCGCCUGCUCCAGCGCCGCCGGUGGUGCCCAUUCCCGGAGCUACGGUCUAUCCGCAGCCUAUUGGCCCUGUCCCUGCCGUGUACGCUUACCCUCAGUACCAGCAGGCACAUCAAUUGUUCCAGAGAGAUGCACAGACCAUCACACCAGAAGCUCUUGAGAAUGUGAAAGCCGCUUUGGCGAGUAGUGAGACUGAACACAAAGCGGAAACGAAAAAGAGAGCUAUUCCUCGUAAAGCUGCUGGACAGUCUUGGGAGGAUCCUACUCUCUCAGAGUGGCCAGAAAAUGACUAUCGCCUGUUCUGUGGUGAUCUUGGGAAUGAAGUGAAUGAUGAUGUUCUUUCCAAGGCAUUUGCUCGAUUCCCUACCUUCAAUAUGGCCAAGGUCAUCAGAGAUAAGCGCACUGGCAAAACCAAGGGUUAUGGGUUUGUGAGUUUCUCAAAUCCUGCGGAUCUAGCUGGAGCCCUAAAAGAAAUGAAUGGCAAGUAUGUUGGAAACCGUCCGAUCAAACUAAGAAAGAGCAGCUGGAAAGAGAGAACGGACCAGGAGGCUGCAGAAAGACAGAAGCAUCACAGCAAUAAGAAGCAAAAGACUGUGAAGAAGAGUAUACUUCACAAGUAA
Molecule: messenger RNA, 741 nt
Organism: Microthlaspi erraticum
Lineage: Eukaryota; Viridiplantae; Streptophyta; Magnoliopsida; Brassicales; Brassicaceae
Source: the annotation of a GenBank genome assembly